AUGCCAUGCUAUGCGAGAAGAAUGACAACUGCGAAAAGGGAAGAUCAAGAGAUUUCAAGAGACAAAGAGUAUCAGCCAGAAAGGAGGACGGACAGAUGCCGGUGCGUGAGCUUAUAUACACCAGAGUGUAGCGAGACACAAGAGUAUGGCCGACUUCUAGAAGCAGCCCAACAUUUUUUCGCUGCUUCUAUUCUGGCCCAUAGCAAUCUUGCAAGCUGGGAUACCGAUGCCGCCGUCGAAGCCUGUCACUGA
Neurospora tetraspora is the source of this 252-nucleotide messenger RNA. RefSeq lists its product as uncharacterized. Bases 1 to 252 code for a protein of 83 amino acids. The record is from RefSeq and is a predicted model, not a curated record. NCBI's taxonomy places the organism in Eukaryota, Fungi, Ascomycota, Sordariomycetes, Sordariales, Sordariaceae. The transcript has 2 exons.